GUCGAUAUCCUCCAUUGGCUGGGCCUCACCGGCAGCAGAGAGACCCUCUCCCCUGGGACCAGCUCCUCUUCCCUUCCCUCUCCUUCCUCCUCUACCCCAGGAGCCGGGGUCCUACUCAGCCCGGACUCCCACAUUGAAGCCGCCACAGGGGGUCUGUUCCCGCCGGAGCUCGGUGAGGAGUUUUCUGUCGUGGUUAGCCUGAGCUCCUGGCGAGCGAACAAUGCUUUCCUUUUCAGCGUGCGUGAUGGCAGGGACAAGCUGCAGUUUGGCAUCCAGCUGCUGCCCAGGAAGGUGGUGGUGUACACCGGCGAAAAGGCCUCUGUCUAUUUCACCUACGACGUGCACGACGGGCGCCAGCACUCUUUCGCUGUGGGCGUGCGGCCGCGCUCAGUGUCGUUCCAUGCGGACUGCGGGGCGGUGCAGCAGCGAGAACAGACGCUGACCCGGUCACAGGGGCUAGGGUCUGGAUCUAGAGGCCUGCUCACCCUAGGAAGGAUUAAGUCUAAAGCAGCCCAGUUCCAAGGCUUCAUAUGCCAGCUGGACAUCUACCCCUCAGCCCAGGCUUCUGCGCGUUACUGCCACUACCUUAAAAAACAGUGCUGGCUGGCCGACACUUUCCGAUCGCCACCGCCACCCCCCAGCUCGGAUAUGGAGGUUUCCGGCUCCUUGGCUUUCUCCCCUGUUCCUCCUUCUCCAGAGUCCCAGACAGUGGUGGUGCCCCUCUCCCUGGCUGUAGACUCCCAGCAGUCCACCACCCUGGCCGGAUCAGCCCCCAGCCCCUCCCUGGAGGGGUCCGGAACACCGUAUUUAAGCCCCUCAGAGCGGUCUCAACUGGGGGUCAGGACCCAGACCCAGAGCUUCCUGCUGGAGCACCUCACCUCUAUCCAUACCCCCACAGCAGGCCCCAUUGGCCCAUCCUCAGGCACUCUCAGUGGGCUGGAGGCCAUGGAUAUCACACACAUGAGUAUCAACUCCAGCUCCAGAUCCAGCCCAACAGGGGGCUCCACCAGGCAGUCUCCCCAGUCUGAGAAUGACACGGAGAAGGAGGAGGAGGAGGAGGAGGAGGAGGAGGGGGAGGAGGAGGAGGAGGAGAGGAGCCCCAGGAGGUCCCAACGGGUCACCACAGCCACCCCAGGCCUGAUCUCCCCUGUCAGGCAGAGCCGCUUGAAGGAGGGCCUGAGGAACAGCUCCAGCUUCAGGCCUAGAGACUCUCAGCCCCAGCCCACUAACCACCUCCUGGACAACCAGCUCAGACCCAACAGCACCACCCUGUACCGGGAGAACCAGGUGGACACCUCAGAGGAACAUGGCCAGGAAGGGGCCUACGAUGUGGGCAUGGAAGGCUACGACUAUGGAUACGAGGAACCAGAUUACUUCUACAGAGACUAUGAUGAGGCUUUUCCCGGCCCCAAAGGAGACCCAGGUCCU
Coregonus sp. 'balchen' is the source of this 1428-nucleotide messenger RNA. Lineage: Eukaryota; Metazoa; Chordata; Actinopteri; Salmoniformes; Salmonidae. The record is from the annotation of a GenBank genome assembly.